This is a messenger RNA of Tripterygium wilfordii, 1033 nucleotides long. RefSeq names its product sm-like protein LSM4. The record is from RefSeq and is a predicted model, not a curated record. Bases 298 to 747 code for a protein of 149 amino acids. Gene Ontology annotation, biological process: spliceosomal snRNP assembly; P-body assembly; mRNA splicing, via spliceosome. Gene Ontology annotation, cellular component: P-body; U6 snRNP; spliceosomal tri-snRNP complex. The transcript has 8 exons. NCBI's taxonomy places the organism in Eukaryota, Viridiplantae, Streptophyta, Magnoliopsida, Celastrales, Celastraceae. Gene Ontology annotation, molecular function: U6 snRNA binding.
UUUAGCAGUAGAGCUGUAGAGCCCCAGUUCAAAACCCCGCUCCACCGCGUCGUCGGCUUCGAGAACUGAAGAGAAGAAGACGGGGAGAGGUCGCGGAUUUUUAUAUUGUAGAGUUGAGUUUACUUUUCUCGGAUCACAGGUAAUCUUCUUUGAGGGUUCAAGUCUCUUAUCCGGUGUAGUCUCAGGUGCUCGAGUAGGAUCUUUUGCGAAGAGAUUAGGGUUUUUGGAUUGCUAGUGUUGUUUUAUUUGAGUGCUGUUCUUUGAGUCUUUGUUCGGAUUGCUUCUGUGCCCUAGAAGAUGCUUCCUCUAUCUCUACUUAAGACCGCUCAAGGUCAUCCCAUGUUGGUGGAACUGAAGAAUGGGGAAACUUAUAAUGGACAUCUAGUCAAUUGUGACACUUGGAUGAACAUCCAUCUGCGAGAAGUCAUCUGUACCUCUAAGGAUGGAGAUAGGUUUUGGCGUAUGCCUGAGUGCUACAUUCGUGGGAAUACGAUUAAGUAUCUUCGAGUUCCUGAUGAGGUGAUUGAUAAAGUUCAGGAAGAAACGAAGGCGAGAUCAGAUCGGAAGCCACCUGGUGUGGGACGUGGAAGAGGGAGAGGCAGAGAGGAUGUUGCUGGUGGGAGGGGAGCUAAAGGAAUUGGGCGUGGCUUCGAUGAUGGUGGUGCUAAGGGUGUGGCAGGCAGAGGAAGGGGGGGAUCAAGUGGAAAACCUGGCGGAAACAGAGGUGGAGGUCGAGGCCGAGGUUGAUACUUGAUACAAGAGAUGGUGCCUAGAAAGUCAGGGUGAGUUUGCUAGUUUUAAGAGGCAUUUUGCGCAACCAACCUUUGUACGAAAUGUCUGGAUUUUCUCGAAUACUUGCUCUUGAUUGAUGAUCUGCAAGCUUCUAUCGUUUGAUUUUAUUUUGAGGUUCUAGUCAAUGUUUGUCUAGUUAACAAUUUUAAGAACUAUUUUUUCCUCUGCCAAUCCUGAUAAGUGAAUGGUGUUUUUAUGUGAGAAUAUUGGUGUAGACAAACUGUCUCGUGCUUGUGCUCUA